CCGGUUUCAGAUGCUGGAAGAGAGAGAUCCUUUCAGUCUUUGUUAUAAAGAGACGGACGACGGAGGAACAAACGCGGUGCACGUGCCAAAAUACGGAAUUGUUUGGAAUUCACGCUUUGCAAAGAGUGGACAUAAAUAUGCCUUGCAGAUGGAGAUUUGGGGGGAUUUAUUUGGGGCUUCUUCUACUGGAGUGUUACUGGGAAACAGCAUCUGGACAGCUCUCUUAUUCCAUCCCGGAGGAGUCAAACCCCGGCACCGUCGUCGGAAACAUCGCCAAGGAUUUCAAUAUCAACGUGCAGGACCUGCGCUCCCGUUUGUUUCAAAUUGCUGCCGGCGCAAAGAAGAAAUUCCUCGAGGUCAAUCUACAGACCGGAGCGCUUUAUGUAAAUGAGAGAAUAGACAGAGAGGAGCUCUGCACGGAGGAGGUGAAAUGCUCCAUCAGCGUGGAGGCGGUAAUAAACAAUCCGCUCAAACUCUACCGCAUCGAUGUCGACAUUUUAGAUGUCAACGACAACGCGCCUUUGUUCACCGCGAAAACGCAGCACUUAUACAUCGCAGAGAGCACAUUGCCGGGCGUUAGAUUCGCAUUGUCUGAAGCCGGUGAUGCGGAUGUGGGUAAAAACAGCAUCGGCACGUAUGGAUUGAGUCAAAACGAGCAUUUCGCAUUAGCGGUGCACAAAGCAGGCGGCGGCGGCGGCGCCGCCGGCGUCUCGGCUGAGCUGGUGCUGAAGAAAGCUUUGGAUCGAGAGACGCUGCCUCGCAUCGCAAUGACGCUGACGGCGGUAGACGGUGGCAGCCCGCCAAAGUCUGGCACGUCGCAACUGAUAGUCAACGUUUUAGACAACAACGACAACAUUCCGACCUUCACCGAGUCUCUAUAUAAGGCGACAGUGACAGAAAAUGCACCGUUUGGCACGAGAAUCGUGACGGUGAACGCCACUGAUGCCGACGACGGUUUAAACAGCGAGAUCGCGUAUUCGUUAAGAAGCAAAGAUCAAGAUCACGUGCUCGACGUAUUUGAAAUCGAGGGGGAAACGGGUGUGAUUAAGGUGAAAGGUCAAAUUGACUACGAGGAAAAAAGAGCCUACGAGAUAAGGGUGGAGGCCAGCGAUAAGGGCAACCCUCCCAUGUCCGCUCACUGCAAAGUGCUGCUCGAGGUGCUGGACGUCAACGACAACGUUCCCGAGGUCACGUUGACGUCGUUGAAAAACGCCGUGCCAGAGGACGCCGGCGUGGGCACGGCAGUGGCACUGGUGUCGCUUUUUGAUCAAGACGGCGGUGAGAACGGUCAUGUGACUGUACAGAUUCAAAACGAAGUUCCAUUUAAACUGGAAGCAAAUUACAAAAACUAUUUUUCUCUGCUAGUUGCUGAGCCGCUAGACAGAGAAAGCGCGGCGCACUACAACAUCAGCAUCGUGGCCAAAGAUAAGGGAAGUCCACCUCUGUCCAGCACAAGUGUAUUUUAUGUUCAUGUUUUGGACGUGAACGACAACAAGCCUCGCUUCUCGGAGCCCCUCGUGAAUGUUUACAUCAAAGAAAAUAGUCCACCGGGAGCGGUAAUACAUCAAGUGACUGCAGUCGAUGACGACGUCCAUCAAAACGGGCGCCUGACUUACUCGUUGCUGCAAAGCGCCACCGACUCGAUUCCGAUAACGACGAUGAUAAACAUCGACUCGGAGAGCGGCGACAUCGUCACUUUGCAGUCGUUCGACUACGAGGCGCUGAAGACGUUCGAGUUCAAAGUCCAGGCCGCGGACCGCGGCGUUCCUCCGCUCAGCGCCGAGGUGAGCGUCAACGUUUUUAUCCUGGACGAGAACGACAACAGUCCCGGCAUUCUGCCGCCCUAUUCCGAGCACGGCUCGGCCAACGGCGAGAGCGUCCCCUUUUCUGCCGAAGCGGGAUACUUCGUGGCGAAGAUCAGGGCCGUCGACGCAGACUCGGGAUACAACGCGCUGCUCUCCUAUCGCCUGUCCGAGCCCAAAGGCGGCGACGACGGGCUCUUCCGGAUCGGAAGCGGCACCGGGGAGAUUCGGACCAAGAGGAGAAUGAGUGACGAUGACCUGAAAAGUCACCCCUUGGUGGUGUUGGUGUGUGAUCACGGAGAAGCCUCCCUGUCAGCUACUGUGUCUAUUGACGUGCUGGUGCUGGAAAGCGCAGCCGACGUCCGCGCUCCGUUCAGACACGUGCCCGGAAAGGAGGAGAGCUUCUCCCGUUUCCACUUGUAUCUGCUCAUCGCCAUCGCGGCCGUGUCGCUCGUCUUUCUGCUCGGCCUGCUGGCUUUCGCGGCCUUCAAAUGCCGCGGACGGACGGACGGCGCCCCGACGAUCGGCGCCCGCCCCGACGGGAGCCGGUCUUACUCCAAAGCCACUCGGCAGUAUGACGUGUGUUUGGGCUCGGACACGCUCAAAAGCGACCUGGUGCUCUUCCCCUCGCCCUUUCCGCCGGGGGAAGCGGAACUCAUCAGCAUUCACGGGGGGGACACCUUCGGCAGGACUCAGACUUUGCCUCAUUGUGAGAAGGUAGGAAAAUAUAAGCACACUGUUUUAAGCCUCUGGCGGAUGCAUUCAGGUCAAUUCAUUGGUCAGAAAGUGUCUGUCCUUGGUGCUGAAUCGAUUGAUUCUUACCUCAGUCUAUUUAGUGACUGGAACAACAUAAGAGUUGCAAGUGACCAAAGCCAGCGCAUUAAGUGA
Molecule: messenger RNA, 2690 nt
Organism: Phycodurus eques (leafy seadragon)
Lineage: Eukaryota; Metazoa; Chordata; Actinopteri; Syngnathiformes; Syngnathidae
Product: protocadherin alpha-3-like
Exons: 1
Coding region: 138-2690 (850 amino acids)
Biological process (GO): homophilic cell-cell adhesion
Cellular component (GO): plasma membrane
Molecular function (GO): calcium ion binding
Source: RefSeq, a predicted model, not a curated record